UCCCGCGCAGGUGAAUCGGCGCAAAAAGACGUCCGCAUUCAUCAAAAUGGACGAGCUUUAUUUGGAUAACAUCGACGAAUAUGUCAACGACCAAGACAAGAUAGUGACUUAUAAAUGGCUGAGUCUCACUCUGGGAGUCCAUGUCAACACAGCCAAACAAAUGCUCUUCCAUUAUUUGGAUCACAAGAGGAAGGAAAGUUCAGCUCAGCUCCACGCCACGUAUCUCGUGUCGGGCAAGUUUGUGGACAACGGCCAGACGAGUCACAAGGUGUCAGUUAUCAAAGAGGACCAGUUGGAAGAUUUCAAAUCCAAGAUGAGCUUGAUCGUCAGUGUCCAUGUCUACAGUGUGCAGAAAGCUUUGCUGAAGGACAGCGGUCCUCUCUACAGCGUCGACUAUGACGCUGUGAAAGACAACCUGAAGAACUGCAACAGGUACAGUGCGAUCCGCUGUGCCAGUGCAGUGCCCAUGUCUCCUGUGGAGCUGGAGCAGACGAGAGAGAUCCAGCGAGCUCCGACACCAGAGCCUGAAAACAAAAAACCUGGCGUGAAUGGAGAGGCCAGUCGGGCUUCUAAGCCUUCCACCAAGCUGCAGAAAGGCAUCAUGGGAAUGUUUGCCAAUAAGUCUGCUCCUAAGAACCAGGAUAGUGGCAAAGACGUUAAGGCGGAGCAGAAGGAGGAGGCGCCUGUGGUCGAUGCCCCCAAAAGUAAACCAGACGCAAAAGCCAAUCCUAUGAUGAACUUCUUUGGGAGUCAAGCAGCAAAGACAGCAGAAAAAACUGUGAAGCGGGAGGAAGCAGCUCAGUCAUCAACCUCAGCAGAGCAACAACGUCAGACUUCAAAGCCUGAAGAAAAGCGAGCUGCUGCUGCUGCUGCUGCUGUGGAGCUGCCUAAAGACUCCAGGAGCAAAACCAAGCGACUCGUGGAUUCUGACAGCGAAGAGGAGAAAAUGGACAAGAAAAAGAGACGGAGGAUUAAGAAGCCUGAACCAGACAGCAGCGAUGAAGACGUCAUUCCAGAUUCUCCUCAGCGGAUGGAAACGAGAGAACCGUCACCAAGUCCUAAGAAGAAGGUCCAGUCUGUUUCUCAUUCACAUCAGGGGAACUCUGAAAUGAAGACGAGGAAGAGGAGACAGGUCCUGAAAUCUCGGACGUUUUUAGAUGAUGAAGGAUGCAUCGUGACCGAGAAAGGCUACGAGAGUGAAUCGUACUCUGAAGCAGAAGACGACGUUCAUGCCGCUAAACAAGCUCCAAAAGAUCCAAAAGAUCCCGUCCCCGCUAAACUACCGUCGAGUACCAAACAGGACGAGAAGAGAAGUCAGAAGAAAACGUCUGCAAAUGCAAAUAAAGGAACUAAACAAGCGUCCAUCAUGGGAUUCUUCCAGAAGAAGUGAUAGACAGCGUCAGACCCUUUUUUUGUUGGACAGAGGAACAAAAAGCACUGCUGCGGACUUUCUGUGAACAUCUUUUGGUAAAAGUCAAAGCUGAAACACUCCACGUGGACGAUCGAGGACUGCAACUACAUGGACAUGUCCAAAUCAGGAUGAUAACUAUUUCACUUUUCACCUUCCCGUUACCAGAUGUCCUAGUCAAUAAACUAUGAAUACUGAAACCAAACGUGUUUUUUUUCUCUCAAAAUAUACACAAAGAAAUGUUUAAAACGAUACACGUAGGAGGUCGACAGGAUGUAUUUGUCCGUUGAACAGAAUCCAAUUAGCUGUUACAAAAAUGAUGUUGCGUUUUAGUUUUAGUUUUGUUGCAUAACAGGUGCUCUCCACAGUAACCUCAAAUACUUCAACAAUUAGCCGGAUCAAUGUUGAAGUACAUCAACGGUUCAAAACCGUUGUUGACCCCCAAUGGGCAAUGUCGAGUAAUGUUAUUCCACAAACACGUCUAUGCCUGCAGUCUAACAAAUUCAUCACAAUGGAAGUAAAUCUUGCCACUGCAUUACUGUAAUAACCAUGACAUGGACAGCUGUUAACUAAUAGGUUUAGUUGGACGCUGAGCCCUUUGGUACACAGUUAGCGUGGGGUGGAGGGUUUCCGAUAAAUAUGUAACUCAGUAUUAUAAAGUAACACCUGAGCCUGCUUUCUCUUUCAAAAGUACCAGAAUGUGUAAAGAAAAGCGGCUCAUAUUACUGAAUAA
Molecule: messenger RNA, 2141 nt
Organism: Anarrhichthys ocellatus (wolf-eel)
Lineage: Eukaryota; Metazoa; Chordata; Actinopteri; Perciformes; Anarhichadidae
Gene: pold3
Product: polymerase (DNA-directed), delta 3, accessory subunit
Exons: 12
Coding region: 47-1390 (447 amino acids)
Biological process (GO): DNA replication; DNA strand elongation involved in DNA replication; DNA synthesis involved in UV-damage excision repair
Cellular component (GO): delta DNA polymerase complex; nucleus
Molecular function (GO): DNA-directed DNA polymerase activity
Source: RefSeq, a predicted model, not a curated record